UCUCAGUCAUUUCCAUAAUUCAACAUAAAUUGUGCAAGGGUGCAACAGAACCUCAAAACCAUCAAGAGAAACAAAUCAAACACACACGGUAUUGUUCUCUCCACAACAGUAGUUUAAGUAAUAAAAAUAAUUAUACGGUAAUUAUUGUCAACCAAUGAGCUCUUAUUUUAUGAACUCAUUCUGCGAUCGCUAUCCAAAUGGCGCGGACUAUCCCUUACAUAACUAUGAAGAUCACAACUCAAGUGGCCAAUACAGAGAUUCUACUGGCAUGCAUUCGGAUAGGUAUGGCUACAAUGGAAUGGAUCUUAGCACCGGGCGCUCUACCACCGGACACUUCCUCUCAUCUGGUGAGCGAGCUCAAAACUACACAGACAGCCCAACUACGACGCCUGCCCGAUACAAUCAAACGGUUACCACGAGCAGCGUUGAGUCCCAAUCGCUUUCCACUGACCCUCUCCCUUGCUCGUCCUUAGCCAAUUCUCCUGUCAGAAAGUCACCACAUCUCGCCCUGAAAACCUCACUACCGAAUACCAGUGGCUCUGCGACCAACAGUGUCGGGGCUUUUCUCGGUCGCGAGGACAUUUCUAAAGCGCCCAGCACCAUGGAGGAAGAAAAGCCAGCGGGAAGUGCGCAGACAACCUCAGUGAAUGUUUCCGACACGUCGCAACCACAGAUUUAUCCAUGGAUGCGGAAACUUCAUAUAAGUCAUGACAGUUUGGCCGGACCGGAGGGGAAAAGGGCGAGGACAGCCUACACACGUUACCAGACACUUGAGCUUGAAAAGGAAUUCCACUUCAACCGGUACCUGACACGUCGCCGACGAAUUGAGAUUGCACACACGCUCUGUCUAUCUGAGAGACAAAUCAAAAUAUGGUUUCAAAACCGCAGAAUGAAAUGGAAAAAAGACAACAAAUUUAAGAGCAUGAGUAUGCCAGCUGCUGCUGCCGGAUACCGACCCUGAGAAUGUGUACAUACUGAAUAUGUGCAUUAAAAUGUGUGUGUGUGUGUGUGUGUGUGUGUGUGUGUGUGUGUGUGUGUGUGUGUGUGUGUGUGCGUACGUGCGUGCGUGCGUCAUAUUUCCUUACCUGUAUGCGUUUGUUCCGCAUAACAGAGGGAAUGAAGAUUAUGGGCUUUUCUCAUUUCGUCAAAGACU
This is a messenger RNA of Xyrauchen texanus (razorback sucker), 1153 nucleotides long. RefSeq names its product homeobox protein Hox-A5a-like. The coding region runs from base 155 to 961 and encodes 268 amino acids. The record is from RefSeq and is a predicted model, not a curated record. The transcript has 2 exons. Gene Ontology annotation, biological process: regulation of transcription by RNA polymerase II; anterior/posterior pattern specification. Gene Ontology annotation, cellular component: nucleus. Lineage: Eukaryota; Metazoa; Chordata; Actinopteri; Cypriniformes; Catostomidae. Gene Ontology annotation, molecular function: RNA polymerase II cis-regulatory region sequence-specific DNA binding; DNA-binding transcription factor activity, RNA polymerase II-specific.